GCAGUCUAGCUUAGUCAACGGCGCGCGUGUGAGCGAGCGAGGAGAGAAAGUUAAUUUCGCAAAUCUUCAUAUAGCAUGAGAUACUAAUUGAGUGUCACUAUUCAUCCAACAGAUAGAAUCGGAUGCUCGAGGCGCGCGUUCCGUUCUGCUUUCUCGGUGUCAGUAAAUGGUGUUUUAUCGACGGAACAAGUCUUGAGAUUGGUGAUUCCCCCCGUACGGGGAUGCGCAGCUCUAGCUUAGUCGUACUUAGUCCUUCGCACGGAAAUACUAGAUUAUCGAGCCGCGCGGUGUGUGUUAGUGUGUGAAACGGUGAGCAUCGAAUUUCGGAGAAGUAGUCCAUUUCACGACAUUGAUAAGGCAGAAGUUUGUGAUUAGAUUGGGAAGCGUCGAAAUUCGUAAUGAAUGGUCGUACACAUUUGCCAAAAAUGGUCUUGGGCACUGUGUAAAGAAGAGUCCAGUCUAGUGUACUUUUGCGUUGAUGUCUGCCGGAAGGGAGCGGAAGACUGGGCACUCCUCAAACACUGCGUAGUGGCAACAAAAGCUAACGCAAAGCGAUCGUAAAACGGGCGAAAGCAAACACACAUGGUGGUAAAAAUAGUCAACAAGUGUCAAUCCUCCUAUAUCGUAAUAUUUCAGUGAGAAAAACGGAAAAAAGUAACGUCAUUCACGCGGGAAAUAAACGCCCUGCUAUAGUAGUAGACGAAGAAGAGUAAAACGGGCAAAAUACUGGCAAAACUUGCGGUGCAGAUAGAUAAAUUUCCGACCAAUUAUAGCAGGAAAAAAAAAAACACACACGUCGGGUAUUGUUGGUGAUCGAGACCCCAGAGAAAACGUGAAAUAAAACAACAGAGUUGUUAUACAAAUCGUACGAUAGCGAUAUUAGCACUAAUUAAUAGCUCUCUAGGUGAUCGUAAAUUUUCUGUCGCAGUAUCCAGCUCUGGUUAGGCCCAUGUUCCACAGUAGUAGAUGCCUGAAUAAUACAUCAGAACAAUCGACAAAAGUGAGCCCAGUGAUUCCCAGUUUGAUUAAUUGAAAUUUGUUUCGGACGUGCGCGAUUGUUUCGGUGAGCAAGGCUAAACUACCUGUCCAUAAGCGCAGCACAGCAUCAGAUCGGCCGUAAUUUUUCGUAUGCACAAGCAUUGGCUCUGGUGGUUCCGGUGUGACUAAUGUUACGAUCGGUCGAUGAACACCACGAAGCAGAGCGUAUAGUGAUACAGUGUCCAAAUUUCCUUACAGCAACGCUCAAAGCACGUAAUGGUCAGCAGAUAAGAUCGAUUUCUUAUCAUUCGAAGUCUGCCUCCCGAAAAUGAUGAUUCCACGUCAAAAAAGCACGUGACCAUAUACCACUUCCGAUUCAGACGGCUGUGAUAAUCUGUGACCUGGCGUUGACUGAAUCCGCACCAAAGGCUCACAUGUGUGUAGGCAAUUAUGGAGCACCCGCACGACCAGCAAAAUCAGCUGGAAACACAAUCGAUUAAUCCGGUGCCAAACCGGCGAAUUAUAAGCGACCUGCACUUCAACGCAAUCAACACCAAUUAUCAUAAGAAUCAAGCGAAAGUGAACAACAACAAUGUGGUGGUACAGAGCGAUGACUCGAAAAUCUUGCUGUUGCCUUCGAACCAUCGAAAAUUCAUAAUAGUUCCGGCGCAGCAAACCAGCGCCAACGGAAGUGGAGCAACGGCUGCCUCUGCUGGACUCGCUACUCACCACGCUUUAGGCAAUAGUAAUAAUAGCCAUAACAACAGCACUAGUAAUAAUGACGGGAGCACUCCAACUAGUCCGAAUAUCACCAGCUCACCUAUUCCCGGUCAGGCAGUAGCAAAAUUCGAAAUCGGAGAAAGCUCCUCGAGUGGACCUAGUUCGGUUUUGUCUCCAUCGUAUCCACUGGCUUCGGGCUCGAAACCGAAACAGUUCAACAGUCUAAGAUCGGUACGUUCUGGCCAUGAUCGUACAGCAAUCGCUGAUGCACACAUCCCUUCACCGAUCGCCCGGACUGGAUCCUAUAUUUUCAGCGAAUCUGGUGGGACUCCUCGGUUGUUUUCAGAUGCAACAUCCAUUCGGUCACUGGCGUCGAUCGGAGUGGGUUCCACCGACGGGCGACGAAUGGUGAUCCGGCGGGUGCCCAACUCCCCAACCGAGCUGCUGACCAUCAUCAACCCUCCAACACCUCCAGAGGAGCCAUACGAUAAUGAGAGUUAUGGGGGUGUUUCGGACGAUUCCGAACUCGAUAAUCUGAAGCCACGGAAGCAGCACUGGGCCAGUAAGAUGCAGUUUGUGCUGGCAUGUAUAGGCUACUCAGUGGGCUUGGGCAACGUCUGGCGGUUCCCAUAUCUGUGUUACAAAAGUGGAGGAGGCGUAUUCUUGGUGCCGUAUUAUAUAAUCCUGCUAAUCUGUGGCAUUCCAAUGCUGUUUAUGGAGCUGGCAGUCGGACAGUAUACGGGGCGAGGCCCAAUCGGGGCGCUCGGACAAUUGUGUCCAUUGUUCAAAGGUACCGGUCUGGCCAGUGUUGUUGUGUCGUUCCUCAUGUCGACCUAUUACAGCGUAAUUAUAGCGUACGCUAUCUAUUACUUCUUUACAUCCUUUCGGCCGGAUUUACCGUGGACCGAUUGCUCCCACCGGUGGAACACGCCGGAUUGCUGGGUUCCGGAGCGCUUGAAGCAUAACAUCAGCCGACCAGAACUGUCGAGGACACCGACCGAGGAGUUUUUUGAAAACAAAGUGCUUCAAAUUAGCCACGGCAUCGAGUAUCCUGGCGGAAUGCGGUGGGAGCUGGUAGCCUGUUUGGUCUGCGCGUGGAUUCUGGUCUACUUUGCCAUUUGGAAAUCGAUCAAAUCAUCUGCAAAGGUACGCUAUCUUACCGCCACACUGCCGUUCGUGUUGAUCAUCGUUUUCUUGGGCCGCUCGCUGACGCUGGAGGGUGCCGAUAAAGGUUUAAAAUAUUUCUUCCGACCUAACUGGCAGGAGCUCAAGCGGGCAAACGUCUGGAUUAAUGCGGCCGCACAGAAUUUCAACUCGAUAGGCAUCGCGUUCGGUUCGAUGAUUUCGUUCGCCAGUUACAAUAAGUAUAAUAAUAAUAUCCUGCACGACACGCUGGCCGUGUCGUUCGUAAAUGGAAUCACCAGUCUGCUGGUUGGAAUAUUCGCUUUUGCAACGAUCGGUAAUAUUGCCAUGGAACAAAAUACGACGGUGGAGGAUGUAAUUAGCGGAGGGCCAGGAUUGAUCUUCGUAGUGUAUCCGCAGGCGUUAGCCAAAAUGCCAGCCGCUCAGAUGUGGGCCGUGCUGUUCUUCUUCAUGCUACUCUGCUUGGGUUUGAAUAGUCAGUUUGCCAUAGUCGAAGUGGUGGUAACGUCAAUCCAGGAUGGAUUCCCACGGUGGAUCAAACGGAAAUUGGUGUAUCACGAGCUCCUGGUGUUAAUCGUAUGCGCUGUAUCAUUUUUCGCUGGUCUUCCAAAUUUGAUACAGGGUGGAAUAUACUUCUUCCAGCUGAUAGAUCAUUACGCAGCCUCCAUAUCGAUCAUGUUUCUAGCGUUCUUCGAAACAAUUGCCAUUGCGUGGUUUUACGGAAUCAAUCGGCUGUCGAAAAAUGUGAAACAAAUGACCGGAAAGUAUCCCUCGUUCUAUUUACGGUUCUGUUUGCUGAUUGCCGUACCCGCUCUGCUAAUUUCAUUAUGGAUUUUCAGUUUGAUCAAUUACGAAGCACCCACGUACCAUAAUGGCAAAUAUAUCUAUCCAGGUUGGGCCCAUGGUCUUGGAUGGGCUAUUACGGCAGCUUCCUUGGUUUGCAUUCCAGCAUUCGCUAUUUACCAAAUUGCGCGAGCAGAAGGAAGCACACUGGGACAGAAAAUAAUGAACACCCUCAAGCCUAACCUGUAUGAGUGUAAAAUCUGCGGUGAACAUCAUUGUGAUCACGACUUUCCUGAAGAUAUGAACGGCUACGGGCAGGAGAUGACUCUAGUCGACUCAACUUCUGGCGCACCGCUGAUUUUGCAAGCUCCACCGGCUGGUAAUCAGGCCAUCACGGAUCAGCGUGGAGUUGAAAGUUCAAAUCUGCGACAAGCGGGCGAUGAGUCGCAUACGGAAAGAAGGUAGAAAAACCUGUCAGGACAGUUCAGAACAUCUACUCAUCUAGCACCGUAAUCCCUCAGUCCACAAUCGAAAUCCAAAUAAGCGAGUAUCAUAAAAGACAACUAGAUAGCUUUAUAACGUUCCCGCAAACGAACAUUUAUUACUUCUAAUAAGCUGUACAUGUGUAAUAUUUUAGCUAAAUCUAUCGUAAGGUGAAAUUUUACUAAACGUUUCGACGCGAAUAGUUCACUGCUGAUGGAAUCGAAUAGAGAGCGAAAAAUUUACCAUACGGAAAGACUUUGAAUCGAGGAAAAAUUAUACAUUUUGCCUGAUUAAGGCUGUUAUACAUUAA
Molecule: messenger RNA, 4417 nt
Organism: Wyeomyia smithii (pitcher-plant mosquito)
Lineage: Eukaryota; Metazoa; Arthropoda; Insecta; Diptera; Culicidae
Gene: ine
Product: sodium- and chloride-dependent GABA transporter ine
Exons: 11
Coding region: 1429-4089 (886 amino acids)
Biological process (GO): transmission of nerve impulse; neurotransmitter transport; sodium ion transmembrane transport
Cellular component (GO): membrane
Molecular function (GO): neurotransmitter:sodium symporter activity; osmosensor activity
Source: RefSeq, a predicted model, not a curated record